GGAGAAGUAUCCCGUGGAUCUCGCCAAGUCCCCAUUCUCCUCCCCUCUCCUCCAGCGAGUCCUCUCUGCUCUCGCCUAGUCGCCUCCCCCUCUCACCCAACCCUAUCGAGCAGAUCGCCGAUGGAUCAGGGCUGGGCGAGCUGGUUCGGCGCCGGCGUCACGUCCGCCUUCUUCGCCUCGCUCGAGCGCUGCUCCUGCAUCAACCUCUCCACCGACGACGACGACGACGACGCCGAGGAGGCCAACGACCGCCCCCUCAUGCUCGCCGCCCCCUCCGACCAGCCCCAGCUCGACACCGCCCCCGCCCCCGCCGUCGCCGCCGGCAAGGAGGAGGAGCAGGAGCAGGAGCAGGGGCCUCCCCUCCCGCCCGUGUGACCCGCUCCCUCCCUCCAUCCAUCGCUUGCGUACGCCUUACUCUCCUCGUCCUCUGCUCUAGAUCUGAUGAUGAACUGCUGCUCCUCGCUCGUGGCCGACUAAUAAAUCCUGUCGAUUUUGCUGCUGGCCGGCCAUGUUUUAAUUAAUUGGAUUACUAGUAUGUCUAUCUGUGUGUGUGUGUGUAAGCCAUUACCAUGCCUGUUGUUUGUGUUCAUGUGAAUAUCAUCAUGCCGUCGUGUGGUAAUUUCUUUCGUAGCAGAUGGAUGGAUGUGUCGGAUGGAUCAUGGAUCAAUCUCUAUAUAUCUGUUGUUGAAUUGCUGCCCUGUGAA
Triticum dicoccoides is the source of this 704-nucleotide messenger RNA. RefSeq lists its product as uncharacterized. The record is from RefSeq and is a predicted model, not a curated record. The transcript has a single exon. Lineage: Eukaryota; Viridiplantae; Streptophyta; Magnoliopsida; Poales; Poaceae. Bases 121 to 375 code for a protein of 84 amino acids.